Molecule: messenger RNA, 1892 nt
Organism: Nestor notabilis (Kea)
Lineage: Eukaryota; Metazoa; Chordata; Aves; Psittaciformes; Psittacidae
Gene: DHX36
Product: DEAH (Asp-Glu-Ala-His) box polypeptide 36
Exons: 17
Cellular component (GO): intracellular anatomical structure; cytoplasm; nucleus
Molecular function (GO): DNA helicase activity; G-quadruplex RNA binding
Source: RefSeq, a predicted model, not a curated record
AUAGUUGUCCAAUGAUUCACAUACCUGGGUUCACCUUCCCUGUGGUGGAAUAUCUUCUCGAAGAUGUAAUUGAGAAGUUGAGGUAUACUCCAGAAAACACAGACCGUCGGCCACGGUGGAAGAAGGGCUUCAUGCAAGGACAUGUAAGCAGGCCAGAAAAAGAAGAAAAAGAAGAAAUCUACAGGGAACGAUGGCCAGACUACUUAAGGCAGCUGCGGGGCAGGUAUUCAGCAAGUACUAUAGAUGCCUUGGAAAUGAUGGAUGAUGACAAAGUUGACCUUGAUCUUAUAGCAGCACUUAUAAGACACAUCGUUUUGGAAGAAGAGGAUGGUGCAAUUCUAGUGUUUCUUCCAGGCUGGGACAACAUUAGCACGUUGCAUGAUCUCUUGAUGUCACAAGUCAUGUUUAAAUCAGAUAGGUUUGUUAUCAUACCUUUACAUUCAUUGAUGCCUACUGUUAAUCAGACUCAGGUUUUUAAGAAGACCCCGCCAGGAGUAAGGAAAAUCGUGAUUGCUACCAACAUUGCAGAGACUAGCAUUACAAUAGAUGACGUCGUGUUUGUUAUAGAUGGUGGAAAAAUAAAGGAAACUCACUUUGACACACAGAACAACAUUAGCACAAUGGCAGCAGAGUGGGUUAGUAAAGCUAAUGCCAAGCAGAGGAAAGGUCGAGCAGGAAGAGUUCAGCCAGGCCACUGUUACCAUCUGUACAAUGGACUCCGUGCUAGCCUUCUAGAUGAUUAUCAGUUACCGGAGAUCUUGAGGACACCUUUGGAAGAACUGUGUUUACAAAUCAAGAUUCUAAAGCUUGGUGGAAUUGCUUAUUUUCUGAGCAAACUAAUGGAUCCACCAUCUCGUGAUGCUGUAAUGUUGGCCAUAAAUCAUCUAAUGGAGCUGAAUGCUUUGGACAGACAAGAGGAACUGACUCCACUAGGAGUCCAUUUAGCACGAUUACCAGUCGAACCACAUAUUGGAAAAAUGAUCCUCUUUGGAGCUUUAUUCUGCUGCUUGGAUCCAGUUCUUACAAUUGCAGCCAGCCUCAGCUUCAAAGACCCUUUUGUCAUUCCUCUGGGCAAAGAGAAAGUAGCAGAUGCAAGAAGAAAGGAACUGUCAAAGAACACUAAAAGCGAUCAUCUAACUGUGGUGAAUGCUUUCACGGGCUGGGAAGAAACUCGGCGUCGUGGUUUCAGAACUGAGAAAGACUAUUGCUGGGAAUAUUUCCUUUCUUCAAAUACACUUCAGAUGCUACAUAACAUGAAAGGACAGUUUGCUGAGCAUCUCCUUGCAGCUGGAUUUGUGAAUAGCAGAGACCCCAAGGAUCCCAAAUCUAAUACCAACUCAGAUAAUGAGAAGUUGCUCAAAGCAGUCAUCUGUGCUGGCUUAUAUCCAAAAGUUGCAAAGAUCCGACCAAGCUUCAGCAAAAAGAGAAAAAUGGUGAAAGUUUGCACCAAGACAGAUGGAACAGUUAAUAUUCAUCCUAAAUCAGUUAAUGUGGAAGAAACAGAGUUCCAUUAUAACUGGCUCGUGUACCAUUUGAAGAUGAGAACUAGCAGUAUUUACUUGUACGAUUGUACAGAGGUAUCUCCGUACUGUCUCUUGUUCUUUGGAGGAGAUAUAUCCAUUCAGAAGGAUAAAGAUCAGGAUACCAUUGCUGUGGAUGAAUGGAUUGUUUUCCAGUCUCCGGCAAGAAUAGCACACUUAGUUAAGAAUUUAAGACAAGAGCUUGAUGAUCUUCUACAAGAAAAAAUAGAAAACCCGCAUCCUGUGGACUGGAAUGAUACUAAAUCCAGGGAUACAGCAGUACUGACAGCUAUUAUAGACUUGAUCACAACACAGGAGAAUGAAAGUGCCAGAAACUAUGCUCCACGAUUCCAGGGUGAACGCUAUAGUUGA